Messenger RNA from Chrysemys picta bellii (western painted turtle), 746 nucleotides. RefSeq names its product regulator of G protein signaling 4 (gene RGS4). Lineage: Eukaryota; Metazoa; Chordata; Testudines; Emydidae. The record is from RefSeq and is a predicted model, not a curated record.
AUGUGCAAGGGACUUGCUGCAUUGCCAGCUACUUGCUUAAAAAGUGCAAAAGAUAUGAAGCAUCAUCUGGAUUUCUUACUGCAGAAGCGGUCAUGUGAGCACAGCUCUUCCCACAGCAAGAAGGAGAAAAUGGCUCCACCCCAGAGGGUUAGCCACAAGGAAGUCCAGAAAUGGGCUGACUGUUUGGAGAACCUGAUACAUCAUAACAGUGGGCUGGCUGCUUUCCAGGCUUUCCUCAAGUCUGAGUACAGCAAGGAGAAUAUUGAGUUCUGGGUGAGCUGCAAGGAGUACAAGAAAACCAAAUCGCCAGCCAACCUUAGCCCCAAGGCCAGGAAGAUUUACAAUGAGUUCAUCUCUGUGCAGGCUACUAGAGAAGUGAACUUGGAUUCCUGCACAUGGGAAGUGACCAGCCACAAUGUUCUCAAGCCCACCCUGUCGUGCUUCGACGAGGCUCAGAAAAAAAUCUUCAUCCUCAUGGAGAAGGAUUCUUACCACUUCUUCCUCAAAUCUCGCUUCUACCUCGAUUUGGUCAGUCCACCUGCAACUACUUGUGGGACUCAGAACCACAAAAGAGCUACGUCUCCUGCCUUAGCCUGCUUCUCCCCUCUGGUCUCUCAGUACACUUAGCUCUGAGCAGGGAGCAGGCAGGUCUCCUGGGACUCUCUGGGGAUGCAUGACAGCAAAGCACUCCUUGGCAUGAAACACUGUUGCCAAGAGCUGCUUGAGGUCGUCACCUAUAUCCACUA